Molecule: messenger RNA, 1271 nt
Organism: Hypoxylon trugodes
Lineage: Eukaryota; Fungi; Ascomycota; Sordariomycetes; Xylariales; Hypoxylaceae
Product: mitochondrial 2-oxodicarboxylate carrier 1
Exons: 9
Coding region: 60-959 (299 amino acids)
Biological process (GO): transmembrane transport
Source: RefSeq, a predicted model, not a curated record
UUUUGAUUUUCUCACAAUUAAAUAACCGCCAGUAACCGUAGUGGUUAGACUCGUCCAAGAUGUCGCAAGAUCAAUCGUUACCUUUUAUAUACACGUUCGCCGCAGGCGCCGUCGCCGGCAUCUCGGAGAUCUUAACAAUGUAUCCUCUAGAUGUUGUGAAGACUCGAGUACAACUUCAAACCGGAAAGGCGACCGGCGCGGAUGCUUACACAGGCAUGCUGGAUUGUUUCCAGAAGAUCGUUCGCAAUGAAGGGUUUUCGAGACUCUACAGAGGUAUCACCGCUCCCAUCUUGAUGGAGGCGCCGAAGCGUGCUACCAAGUUUGCCGCCAACGACGAAUGGGGCAAAUUCUACCGCAAGGCAUUUGGCGCUGAGAAGAUGAACCAAUCGCUCUCGAUUCUAACCGGCGCGUCUGCCGGAGCUACCGAGUCUUUUGUCGUCGUUCCGUUCGAGUUGGUCAAGAUCAGAUUACAAGACAAGGCUUCAGCAGGCAAAUAUUCUGGUAUGAUUGACGUCGUAGCGAAGACAAUUAAGAACGAGGGUCUUCUAGCCAUGUACAACGGCCUAGAGAGCACUAUGUGGCGCCACGUACUAUGGAACGCCGGUUACUUCGGCUGCAUUUUCCAAGUCAAGGAGCUCCUCCCCAAGGCCGACACCAAGAAAGGCGAGAUCAUCAACGGCUUAAUAUCCGGUUCUGUGGGUGGCACAGUCGGAACAAUACUAAACACACCAAUGGACGUUGUCAAGUCGCGUAUCCAGAACAGCCCGAAGGUUGCCGGCCAAAUUCCCAAGUACAACUGGGCUUGGGGUGCCUGUGCGACUGUGAUGAAGGAGGAAGGAUUCGGCGCCUUAUACAAGGGUUUUUUACCUAAAGUCCUAAGACUUGGUCCCGGUGGAGGUAUUCUGCUAGUCGUUUUUACAAGUGUCAUGGAUUUCUUCCGCUCCAUGAAAACACAAUAGAGAAUAAACAUAAAAUGGCUUCAACGCCUCACGGAGUUUUCGGACAUUAAGUCUCAUUUGCUAUUAAGCAGUUUGCAUAUUAGCCGCGAUGUCUCCAUAGAAGAUAGAUACCUCUAAACAAGCUUUACACGCAGUCCCCUUAUUUAAUGAUUUGGAAAUUUGAUAUUUGACGUAAAACGCCUGCACUGAUAUCAACUAUUUAGUGACUUAAUCGAAGUUUUAAGAUGAAUUCCUCUCCAAAUAAGCACAGCAGCCAACACCUACUUUAGGUAGAUGUUUUAACACUUUAAGACGCAUGUUCCAAUCCUCUUA